GUCUGACAAGAGAAAACAAGCAGAUCCCAACCAUUUGUCAUCAUGAGGUUUCUUGGUCUAAUCUGUACAUUUGCUGCAUCAAUAACCAUAGGUAACUGUCUACUCUGCACAGAGUGCUAUAAUAAGACAACUCCCAACUGUGAUGGCUCCAUUGCUACAUGUGCAUCCUGUCUGACAAUGAUCACAGAAGAAGGCCAUGGAAAUGACUAUGUAUCUAUGAUAGAGAAAUCCUGCAGUCUGUACCCUGAAGUGUGUAACAUCUCCUACAGUGUGACCGCUGACAACUUCCAUCUGGGCUUCGUAUCGUCGUGCUGUGACACAGACCUCUGUAAUCGUGAUAAUAUCACAGCUCCUCCCAAAAAUACCACGGAGAAUGGAGUGGUGUGUCCAUCGUGUGUUUUGCAAAAUGGAACAGAAUGUGUUAACAUUCAGACCAUGAGAUGCGUAGGAAACGAGAAUAGAUGCAUUAGCUUUUCGGGAAAACUGUUUGAUCAAGGUUCCUGCAAGAACUACACCCUUCAAGGAUGUGUCACUGAGAAUGUGUGCAAAGCUAAGGACAUUCCCUUGUAUCCGAAAACACAACUUUGUGAAUUUCAAAAUCUUGAGUGUUCUGAAGGAAGCAGCGACCCUUCUAACCAGGAUUAUGAAAAAUAAUAGGACAACACAUGAUUGCUCAUGAAUGCGUACCUCCCAAAAGUUCCAGAUUCAGCAGGACCAUCUCAAUUUUGUGCUCCUAUCUCAAAGUCCUAGUUUGGUUCCCUGGUGUCCCACAUCUGAGGACACCAAGGAACUGCCACCAAUCCAAGUAAUGUAAGCGCAUUAUUGGACUUGUGCACGGUAUGCCAAUUAGAUGCAUGGCCCAGGACCAUGCCCAGAGUGCUUCAAAAGCAGUUUCCUGUGCCUAAAAUCUGAAGGCUCACGUGCCCAUUUUUGUGGGUGGUUUGAACUUUUGGGCAGAUGUGUCGAAAUGGGUAUCAUCAGUGAUGCAGGUCACAUGACUGCCCAGUCUCACUUUGUCCUGAUUUCCUACUACCUAGUGUUCGUAUGAGGUACAUGAAUGUUCAUAUUACAGUGUAUUGAAUCCCUAAUUCUCAAAAUCGCUAAACUUGUGAUCCAUGAGGUGUAUUGGUAACUUAUCCUGUCAUUAA
Pelobates fuscus (common spadefoot toad) is the source of this 1148-nucleotide messenger RNA. RefSeq names its product phospholipase A2 inhibitor and Ly6/PLAUR domain-containing protein-like. Lineage: Eukaryota; Metazoa; Chordata; Amphibia; Anura; Pelobatidae. The record is from RefSeq and is a predicted model, not a curated record. Bases 43 to 654 code for a protein of 203 amino acids. The transcript is spliced from 5 exons.